Molecule: messenger RNA, 4511 nt
Organism: Zeugodacus cucurbitae (melon fly)
Lineage: Eukaryota; Metazoa; Arthropoda; Insecta; Diptera; Tephritidae
Gene: Ube3a
Product: ubiquitin-protein ligase E3A
Exons: 10
Coding region: 409-3783 (1124 amino acids)
Biological process (GO): protein polyubiquitination
Molecular function (GO): ubiquitin protein ligase activity
Source: RefSeq, a predicted model, not a curated record
UUUUUUGGCAGUUGUGGUAGCAACAAGGAGACAAUUUCUUAAACAUUUUUCUUCCACAGCUUUCUUUACAAUAAUUGCUUAAAAAGAAGGUUUAUAUCAUUAUAAAUAAACCAAAUCACAUAAAAUUUAUUUAUUAAUAAAAAUAAUAUUCAAUAUAUUGUGAACGACAAUUCCACAAACAGAUAGAUUUGUGAAAAUUUUUGCGAAAAUUGGCGAAGAAGACAGGAACAAUCGAUUUUUUUGUAUUGACAGUUCCUUUUAGUAGGAGCAGUGUAGCAGUCCGGCUAAAGCGCCUGAAAACCAUACAUACCUUUUGUUUGUUAAAACUGCAGGAUACAAAAUUAUUAAACUGAAAUAAAAAAGUUAAUUUUUGAAGCGAUUAAGGCACUGGGUGUAUAACGCCACUUGAUGAACGCUGAGAAAGAGAAGCAAAAAGCCAUUGGCGACGAUACUUCAAGCAUCCAUGAAGAUUCGCCGACUGCAAGCCAUAUCGUGUCUAAUAGUUCAACAAGCAACAAUCAACAGGAACACCAGCAGCAACAAUCUCUGCAUUCGUUACAACACACCCGCACCACCAAUCCAGAUAUGAAAAGAUCUGCUGUGAAAGAACUUAUUGAACGCUACUUUUAUCAGCUACAGCGCGGUUGUGGUAAUCCAAAAUGUUCAAAUCAAAAUUGUGCUUCUAGCGGGCAGGUUGCGCCAAUGAAUCCAAAUGAAAUCGCCGCACGAGCCAUACAACUGUUUUCGCAAGACGCAAAACUAUGCGAUUUCUAUAGUCAACCACCGAAGGUGCCGCGCACCCAAAAUGACUCACCGUCGAGUUCACAUUCGACCAGCUCUGCGGCCACAACACCCAGCAUUCAAGAUUCUGAAAUGCUUUCGCCUAACGAUAGCAGCACCAGCAGCACAAGUAGUACUACAAGCACAAGUAGCAGCAGCGGUAACAGCACCAUUACCUCCGGUAGUGCCAGUGUACGCAGUCAUACCAGUCAACAAAGCAAUAUGAGUAAUAUUGCACAUAUUGGUCUUAAUAGUGUUGGUGGCGUUGGCGGUGGAGGGGAUGCCGAUGUGGCUGUUGCCUCCUCAUCUGCAUCUAUCCUAAAUACACACAAUACAAGUGCGGCUGCUGCUGCUGCUGCAGCUGAGAUGUGUCAACUGGAAAUUCUCUGUAAUGCAGCCGAAGCCGCUGAGAUGGCUAUUGAUGAUAACGAUAUUACGAAAACACAAACUUCGAAUACAACCACAGAGGGUGAUAUGGAUGUGAGUGCGCCAGCGGCGCGUACUGCCUCUGGACCACCAACACCAACAUUUGCAGCAGUACCAUACCUCAAUGAGGCGCUGAUCGAUGAACUAUUGGAUGAAGGCAAAAAGUUCAACACUUACGAUCGGCUUUUACACGCCAUAAACGAAGUUUAUCCACACAUUGAACGGCUCAGUAAGAGUUUUCGUCGGCCCACACUUUGUGCACUGCCCACACAACUGACGUCUAGUGCGACCGCUACAAAACUGCAGGAAUUGCUGGGUAAAUCGCCGACAGAUCUAAAAAAAGAGGACUUACGUACACUUGAGGGUGAAACUGAUAAAGAUGAGGAUAGUACAUGUGUUGCGGCCGAAGAUGAAGUUGCGACGAACAGUGAACAACAACCCGUACCACAAGUGUGUAUCGACUGCGAUGAUGUGCCAAUGGAAGAAGAUGGUGGCGCAACAGAUGGAUUUACAGCAACAGCAGCCGGUGCAGCGGCUGACAACGAGACGACCUUACAGUCAAGUAGCAAUGAAACAUUAGUAGACUUGGAGAGUUUGCGACGUGUUAAGAAGAAAUUAUUCGCUUUGAAUAAUACAAGCAUUGGUGAGGCGUUGAAUAGCAACAUAAUACUGCUGGCGGAAAGUAUACGCUAUGGACGUGAAACGGACUGGGAAAAAGUGCUACACUGUCUGGUUAUUUGCUUUGAUAUGGCGACAAAUACUUCCAAUAGUUUCGCCGAUUUGGAAUAUUUAGAACGUUCGUUGCCGAAGCUCUGUCAUGCUACACGCAUAUUACCAGUAGCAGCUCAGGCGCGUUUGGGCCGCAUAUGGGCGGCGCAUUGCAAGGAUCAAAUGCAAUCACUGGUACAGUGUUGUCAACAAUUGAUUACCUUACAGGUAAUACUGGACGAAGAUACAGUGCAGGAAAAUACCGAUGUGAUUGCGGUAACGCGUGUGCUCAAGAUUGCUUUCUACGCCAAUAUCUUAGCCGGCGAGUUGGAUACCAGCUCAAUUAAUGCUCAUAGUCAAACGGCCAACGCUGCCGACGAUGAUGCAUCUUCAAAUGCGGAUACCACCAACGAUGAUGAUGAUAUCUUCUUCUAUACUCAAGUACCUAAACCGCAUUAUCCAAAAUUCGCGGAAGACGAGUUGGAGAAAGAGUUGGGUGUAUCGAGUAUGGACUGUCGUGUGCCGUUGGUGCCAUUUGAGGAGUUCUACAAUGAACCGUUAAGCGAUGCCAUACAAAUGGAUCGCGAUUAUUUAUCAUAUAGAAAUAUGAUUUUAUCAUUGAAUCCCAGUAGUGAUGAUUUACAUUUUUCCUUUAUGCUGUAUUCAUUCAUCUUAACACCCGCGACAAAAGUGAUUGCGCUCUACUAUGACAGCCGCAUACGCAUGUAUAGUGAACGCAAUUCAUCACUGUAUUCCUUAUUGAAUUCAUUUUCUGAUGGCAAUGAGGUUGGCGCAAGACCAGACUUGAAAUUGAAAGUACGACGUGAUAAUAUUAUAGACGAUGCGCUCAUUGGUCUUGAGUUAGUGGCCAUGAGCAAUCCAAAAGACUUAAAGAAACAGUUGGUCGUGGAGUUCGUUGGUGAACAGGGUAUUGACGAAGGUGGCGUUUCCAAAGAAUUUUUCCAGUUGAUUGUCGAAGAGAUCUUCAAUCCGGACUAUGGCAUGUUUGUGCAUCAAGAGGAUACCAACACUGUGUGGUUUAAUUCAGCACCAUUCGAGAAUGAGGCUCAAUUCACGCUGAUUGGCAUUAUAUUAGGUUUAGCAAUUUACAAUAACAUCAUACUGGCUGUGAAUUUCCCCAUGGUCGUCUAUCGUAAAUUAAUGGGCGGCAUUGGUACAUUUUACGAUUUGAAAUAUUGGAAUCCAACAUUGUAUAGAAGUCUGAAAUCGUUACUCGACUAUCAGGAGUCCGAUAUGGAGGAGGUUUUCAUGCAAACCUUCAAAAUUAGUUAUAACGACGUGUUUGGUGAGGUUGUCGAACAUGAGUUGAAAACGGGUGGUGGUGAUAUACUGGUGGGUCAACACAAUAAGCAGGAGUUCGUUGAUAUGUACAGCGAUUAUUUGCUCAACAAGAGUAUUGAACGACAAUUUAGGGCUUUCAAGAAAGGUUUCGAAAUGGUAACGGAUGAGUCGCCAUUGAAAUUGCUGUUUCGUCCGGAGGAAAUUGAGUUGCUCGUAUGCGGUAGUAGGAAAUUCGACUUUGUUGAAUUGGAAAAAUCGACUGAAUACGAGGGUGGUUACACAAAGGACUCGCAAGUAAUCAAAGACUUCUGGAGUGUUGUACACUCUAUGCCCGAAGAGUCUAAGCGCAAAUUACUCGAAUUCACAACUGGCUCAGAUCGUGUGCCUGUCGGUGGUCUAAGCCGCCUGAAGCUACUAAUAACACGGCACGGUCCCGACAGCGAUCGCCUGCCCACCUCGCAUACAUGCUUUAAUGUCUUAUUGCUGCCAGAGUACAGCAAUCGAGAGAAGUUGGAGGAACGUCUGCUGAAGGCGAUUAACUACUCCAAAGGUUUUGGCAUGUUGUAAACUGCUGCUUUCAAUUAACAACUAAAUAUUCCCAUAUCCAUGAGUAUUGAACGACACGACACCAAAUGGAGAUAUGCUACAGCGUAACGGAAGCGUGAAUAUAUAUGUGUGUGUAUGAGCAACACAAGCGCAACGAAUGCUGUUUUAACUAAUUCUCGUUUCUAUUUUGUUUAUUUCUUUUUGAAGCAUAUGUUUUACAAAUAAUUGAUUUUUUGUGCUCUACGAGUUACUGAAGACUUGUCUUUAUUUCAAGUAUAUCUAUAUAUAUUUUUUGUUUGUAUACACAGCCAACAUAUGAAUACACAUAUACAUACAUAUAUACAUAGACAUGUAAAAGACAUUUCUUUAAAUGAAGCGAGCAGUGAAUUAUUAAUAUACAAAAUCUUGUAGCUUCCUUACAAAUGCGCGCUGGUAGAAAAAAGCGUUAAUAAUUUAAUUUUUUCGCUAUCAAAAAAAACGCAUAUUUUUACUUGCAAGUUAAAUAAUAUAUAAACUUAAAGAAUUCAAUAUAUUUUUUUUUCAUAAUUUUCUCAAUGCAACAUUGAGUACAGCUGAUAAGAAACAUAAAUAAUUUUAUAUACAUAAUAAUAAUUUUAAUAAAAACAACACGAGUGCCACCCAAAACAAUUCACUCACUACGACAUGAGUCGUAACAUAACAAGAAACCACAUACAUUUAUUUUCGUUUGUAUAUGUAUAUAUAUAAAAGAAAGUUAUUUUUUAAAUCGA